Messenger RNA from Labeo rohita (rohu), 3652 nucleotides. RefSeq names its product G protein-coupled receptor 61-like (gene gpr61l). Lineage: Eukaryota; Metazoa; Chordata; Actinopteri; Cypriniformes; Cyprinidae. Gene Ontology annotation, cellular component: signaling receptor complex; plasma membrane; endosome. Bases 517 to 1803 code for a protein of 428 amino acids. Gene Ontology annotation, molecular function: G protein-coupled receptor activity. The transcript has 2 exons. Gene Ontology annotation, biological process: G protein-coupled receptor signaling pathway. The record is from RefSeq and is a predicted model, not a curated record.
ACAGUCACAGCCCUUCACAGCACCGGACACAGUGUGGAAGAGCAUCCUGAUGGACACCGGCCUAAGUGGUGUGAAUACUGAUCAACACCACUGGAAACAGGAAGAGCAGGUGGGAGCGUAUCCUUUCUGCUUCACCUGGGUUUAGUUAGAUGGAAAGGGCAGCCUAAGGACACCUGUGUGAACUUCACUCCUCGGAGCCCUGGAUGAUAAUACUUUUGAGGGAUCUUGAUGCACUUUGGUUGUUGUCCACUGAAAUCACCUGAGAUGUUGAGUGUUGAAACACUGGCCUCCUGUGGGAUUGCACCACACUUGUUUUAAUGUCUGCAGGAGGAAAGUUUCCAGACGUGUGAAAAAUGUCCAGAUGUUCGUAUCUCAAAUCUGAUUGGAGAUUUAUCAAACAAAGCAAAGAAGUCCCUGAAGUUGACAGAAAUGGUUUCAACACAAGUGCUUGACACACAGAAGAGAACACAACAUUUAAGCAUGAAGAAGCUUGGUUCCAUCUCAAACCCGUGAAGCAUGGAGAAAGCCGUGCCAGGUCUGAUGCUGGGUCUCCUGACCAAUCACACAAUUCCAAAUGACACGUCCGGCCAGCGGAGCACAACCAAGCCUACCCCUCCCAGCAUGGAGGAGGUCAUCCACUCCGAAUCCCAGAUUAAGGAUCUCGUUGGGCUGUUUUGCAUGGUGACCCUUAACCUGGCAGCCCUAUUGGGCAACAGCGGAGUCAUGGUGGCCAUCGCCCGAGCUCCUCACAUGAAAAAAUAUGUGUUUGUGUGUCACCUUUGUGCAGUUGACCUGCUUUGUGCUAUACUGCUGAUGCCUCUCGGGAUAGUAUCCAGUUCCCCAUUUUUUAGCACUGUAGCGUUUACUGUUCUGGAGUGCCAAGUGUACAUCUUUCUAAACGUGUUCCUCAUCUGUGCCUCUAUUCUUACUGUGACCGCGAUCAGUAUCGAACGCUACUACUACAUUGUCCAUCCGAUGCGAUAUGAGGUAAAGAUGACCCUAAACCUGGCGCUUGGUGUUAUGGUCUUCAUCUGGGUCAAAUCCAUCCUGCUGGCGUUGGUGACGCUUCUCGGUUGGCCAGCAUAUGGAAAUCAAAGCUCCAUUGCAGCAGCCCAUUGCUCCUUACACUGGAGCCACAGCCGUCUCAGGAAGGUUUUCGCUAUUCUCUUCAGCGUGCUUUGCUUCUUGGUUCCCGCCGUUGUGAUUUUUGCCGUAUAUUGCAACGUAUACAAAGUCGCACGAACGGCAGCCCGCCAGCACGCGCCGAUGCCCACUUGGACGGCCAACCAGGCUAAGCGUCGCUCGGAUUCCAUUAACAGUCAGACCACUAUCAUCACCACCACCCGCAGCCUCCCCCAGAGAUUGUCUCCUGAGAGAGUUUUUGGGGGCGGAAAGGCUGCUAUCACCCUGGUUGUCAUUGUAGGCCAGUUUCUUAUCUGCUGGCUCCCGUACUUCAGUUUCCACCUUCACAUGUCCAUCACCACUCCACUUCAGAGCCCAGGGGACAUCGAAGAAGCCGUCACGUGGCUAGCAUACGCCUCGUUUGCUGUGAAUCCGUUCUUCUACGGUCUUCUGAACCGACAGAUCCGCGAGGAACUGAUAAAACUGAGAAAAUGUUGCGCCAGUAGACCCGUUGAACUAAGAGCCUCCAGUCAUGAAGGUUCCAUCCAGGAAAACUUUCUUCAGUUUCUGCAGAGGACCAGCAGCACGGCUGAGACCACCAGGCCCAGUUGUGGCAAUUCCAGUCCGAGGAAUACUGUGGACCAGGGUGCCAGGUUACCUGGCCAGAUCCCUGAGGAAUGACUAGCCAAAUCAGGCCUUAUAAAGUUUUGUUUUUCAUAAGAAGAGCAUUAAAGGAUUAGUUCACUUCUAUUAUCUUCUGAUAAUUUACUCACCUCUAUGUCAUCCAAGAUGUUCAUGUUAAGAAAUUAAGGUUUUUGAGGAAAACAGUCCAGGAUUUUUCUCCAUAUUGUGGACUUCAAUGGGGACCAAAUGGGUUGAAGGUCCAAACUGCAAUUUCAAUGCAGCUUCAAAGGGCUCUCCCAGGCAAGGAAUAAGGGUCUUAUCUAGCAAAACAAUUGGUCAUUAUCUUAAAAAAAAUUAAAAUGUAUACACUUUUUAACCACAAAUGCUCGUCUUGCACUAGCUCAACCUCACAUGCUCACAUAAUCAUGCAUGUGUAACAGUCAACGCCCCCUUACAAAAAAGGUAAAAUAACGAUGUCUGACAAUUUUGAAGUUGGAGGAGAAAAUGAGAUGUUUUUCACCCUACUCUUAAGUCUUAAGUCAGAAAAAUCUGUGAAUGGACUUGUACCUUGUUUUAGAAGCCGAACAAAUUAGAAUAUAAAAAUAAUAAUAAUAAUUUUAUAUUACUUUUAUUCCUAUGACAGCAAUAGCCAUAUAUUGUAAAACAAUUGCUCUGUAAAAUAAAUGAAAAUGAAUAUUCCAUAGGUAUAUUAUUUUUGCUUUACACUACAGUAGGGAAAUUACAAUACUUCUUUCCUAAUUUCUACACUUGAAAGAUAUAUUUUGAAUUUGGACUGCAGUAAUGUUACCCAUUCAAACUGCUAGCUGUCAGCAAUUCAUACUGUACUUUUAAGCUUUCAUUUUGACAAGAACAGCAGUAAAGCUUUUAUUUUGACUCCAGCUUCAGUGAAAACAUACUUACAAAAACUACAAAUCUAGUCUGCUGAAAAAUAAAGCAUAAUUGGUGGCCGCUGCAUUUCUAUGCGUGAUAAACUCACAGCACAAUGAACAAAUUCACUGCAUUCACGGUGAACGGAGCCAUUCUGAGACGUGGAAAACACCGGGUCACGAGCUGAGCUGUGUGGACAUAUGGUCAUAUUUUGCUUUCGGUUUUAGUUUGUUUGACAGAUACUGUGCCAAAGCACAAUGGCCCAAAACACAACUUUAGUCCUUUUAUGUUAUAAUAUUUUAAACUUUUUGCCUACACUUUUUGCCCAGAAGACCUAUAUUGUUUCAUAUCGUCACGUGACCACGAUAAUAUCGAGACAGUUUUGCUAUCGCCAUACCGCAAAAUUGAUCAUUUCAUUACAUCCCUAAUAUGAAAAUGACUGAUUAGUUUAAUAGAUAAGACCCUUAUUCCUAGACUGGGGUCGUGUAGAGCCCUUUGCAUUGAAACUGCAAUUUAGACCUUCAACCCAUUUGUUCCCGUUGAAGUUCACUAUAUGGAGAAAAAUCCUUAAAUGUUUUCCUCAAAAACAUUAAUUUCUUUUCGACUGAAGAAAGAAAGACACAAACAUCUUGGAUGACAUGGGGGUGAGUAAAUUAUAAGAAUAUUUUUAUUCUGGAAGUGACCUAAUCAUUUAAUUCAAUGUUAAAUCCAUGCAAAAUCAGAUCUAAAUUCUCUUUGAACCAGUGUAAUACAUGUGUCUAUAAUUUGUUAUGGUUCCCAUAGAUUAGUGGAAAUUUUCACAACUUUUGUUGUAUAUUCAACAUUUUGUUGCAGAAUCACUGUCGGUCGUUAUUUAUUCGUUUCAUAAUAUCAACACUCAUACUCAGUAAUUACUAUUAUUUAAGUCUUGACUCAUAAUCGUGCCUAUAUUGAUACUAUCAUGACACAACUGUCAAUUAUUAAUAAUAUUAUGUACAUUAUUUCAGUGAAAAUAAUAAAACAUGUUUCUAGCAUUUGA